Messenger RNA from Bradysia coprophila, 780 nucleotides. RefSeq names its product TBP-associated factor 9 (gene Taf9). The record is from RefSeq and is a predicted model, not a curated record. Gene Ontology annotation, molecular function: RNA polymerase II general transcription initiation factor activity; transcription coactivator activity; protein heterodimerization activity. Lineage: Eukaryota; Metazoa; Arthropoda; Insecta; Diptera; Sciaridae. Gene Ontology annotation, cellular component: transcription factor TFIID complex; SAGA complex. Gene Ontology annotation, biological process: RNA polymerase II preinitiation complex assembly; DNA-templated transcription initiation.
CUUUUGUUGUUUUCAUUUUUUUGAUUUGGUGAAAUGGCGUCAGAAAGAGACCGAUCCAAGCAAUCAAACCCAAAUAAACAUAUACCGAAAGAUGCCCAGGUCAUAAUGUCCAUUCUGAAGGAACUGGGAAUUACCGAUUAUGAACCGCGCGUAAUAAAUCAACUGCUAGAGUUUACCUAUCGAUACGUCACCUGUAUUUUGGACGAUGCCAAAGUGUAUACAAAUCAUGCCAAGAAGAAAGUCAUCGAUCUGGACGAUGUUAAAUUGGCUUCGCAAAUGGUGUUAGACAAGGCAUUCACUGCACCACCGCCGAGAGAUGUACUGCUCGAAUUGGCUCGAGGUCGGAACAUUGCACCAUUGCCACUAAUCAAACCACAUUGUGGUCUUCGAUUACCGCCGGACCGAUAUUGUUUGGUAGCUGCCAAUUACAAGCUACGAGCGGCUCAAAACAAGAAAAUGACCAAAUCGGCAAUCGAAAAUCGAUCGACCAUCAAAACACAGAUCAAAUCAACGCCAACGUCAACCAUUAAACGUCCGGCGGUUAAUGCAUCAAAAUCACAAACGGUAACGAUACCGAAACCAGUCUUCAAGUUUAGCACUACGACGAAAACUGUGCCGGCUAAGGUGCGACCAGAUGUUAAGGUUGAGUCCGAUGAUGUGCUGAUGGAAGAGGUUACAAAUAAGCGGAAAAGAGAAGACGAUGAAUGAACAGUCGUUGUGAAUGUUGGAUAUAUGGAUGUGUAAUGAAUGAACUGGAAAUAAACUUAUUUGAGUCCAUAA